AUGUACGCUGCUUCCAAGUCUCCCAAGCAAUGGGUCGCAUCCCUCAACUCUGAGAUGGAUAUUCCCGCCGUCGACCGUCGUACUUCCAUCAUCUGUACCAUCGGUCCCAAGUCCAACAGCGUUGAGACUAUGUCCAAGCUCCGUGAUGCUGGUAUGAACAUUGUUCGUAUGAACUUCUCCCACGGCUCUUACGAAUACCACCAAUCUGUCAUCGACAACGCUCGUAAGGCCUCUGCUACCAACCCUCUUUUCCCCUUGGCCAUUGCCUUGGAUACUAAGGGUCCUGAAAUCCGUACCGGUUUCACCAUUGACGGCCAAGACUACUCCGUCUCCACUGGUCACGAAAUGAUCUUCACCACUGAUGAAGCUUAUGCCGAAAAGUCCGACAACAAGGUCAUGUACAUUGACUACCAAAACAUCACCAAGGUUAUUGAAGUCGGCCGUACCAUCUACGUUGACGAUGGUAUCCUCUCCUUCACCGUCAUCGAGAAGAUCGAUGACAAGAACUUGAAGGUCCGCACCAACAACAACGGCAAGAUUUCCUCCAAGAAGGGUGUUAACUUGCCUAAGACCGAUGUUGACUUGCCCGCUCUUUCUGAAAAGGACAAGUCUGACUUGCGCUUUGGUGUCAAGAACGGUGUUGACAUGAUCUUUGCCUCUUUCAUCCGUCGUGCUGAAGACGUUCACAACAUCCGUGAAGUCUUGGGUGAAGACGGUAAGAACAUCAAGAUUCUCUGCAAGAUCGAGAACCAACAAGGUGUCAACAACUACGAUGAAAUCCUUGAAGCCACCGACGGUAUCAUGGUUGCCCGUGGUGAUUUGGGUAUUGAAAUUCCCGCCUCUCAAGUCUUCGUCGCCCAAAAGAUGAUGAUUGCCAAGGCUAACAUUGCCGGUAAGCCUAUUGCUUGUGCCACUCAAAUGCUCGAGUCCAUGACCUACAACCCUCGUCCCACUCGUGCCGAAGUUUCCGAUGUCGGUAACGCUGUCCUCGACGGUGCUGACUUGGUCAUGCUUUCCGGUGAAACCGCCAAGGGUAGCUACCCCAUCGAAGCCGUCACCUACAUGGCUGAGACUGCUCGUGCUUCCGAGGCUUCUAUCCCCUACGGCAACCUCUACCAAGAGAUGUUCUCUCUUGGCCGCAAGCCCGUCAACACCCCCACUGAGACCACCGCUGUCGCUGCCAUCGGUGCCUCCAUCGAGAGUGACGCCAAGGCCAUCAUUGUCUUGUCAGUCACCGGUACCAGUGCUCGUCUCUGCUCCAAGUACCGUCCCUCUAUCCCCAUCAUCAUGGUUACUCGUGAUGCUCAACGUGCUCGUCAAUCUCACCUCAACCGUGGUGUCUACCCCUCUAUUUAUGACAAGGCUGCCCUCUCCGACUGGCAACAAGAUGUUGAUGCUCGUGUUGCUUUCGGUUGCGAGCAAGGUUACAAGAUGGGUCUCCUCAAGAAGGGUGACAACGUUAUUGUCCUCCAAGGUGCCGUCGGUGGCAAGGGUCACACCUCCAUCUUCCGUCUCACCAAGGCCGAAUAA
This is a messenger RNA of Schizosaccharomyces osmophilus, 1530 nucleotides long. RefSeq names its product pyruvate kinase (gene pyk1). The transcript has a single exon. Lineage: Eukaryota; Fungi; Ascomycota; Schizosaccharomycetes; Schizosaccharomycetales; Schizosaccharomycetaceae. Gene Ontology annotation, cellular component: cytoplasm. Bases 1 to 1530 code for a protein of 509 amino acids. Gene Ontology annotation, molecular function: pyruvate kinase activity; potassium ion binding; magnesium ion binding. The record is from RefSeq and is a predicted model, not a curated record. Gene Ontology annotation, biological process: glycolytic process.